AUGCCCACCUUCCCCUUCCCCACGGCGCAGAUGAAUGCCGAAGAAGAGAUGGAAUCUGAGACAGGAACGACAGCGGUUGGAGUGUGCUGGGGCAUGAGCGGCGACAACCUGCCGCCGGCGAGCAAAGUCACCGAGAUGCUCCGAGAGAACGGCUUCACCGUCGUCCGCCUCUACACGCCGGACAGCGCCGCUCUCGUGGCGCUCGGCAGCACAGGCAUCUGCGUCGUCGUCGGUGCGCCCAACUACGACCUCCCCGCCCUGGCGCACGGCAGGACAGCCGCCACGGCCGCCUGGAUCCGCGAGAACAUCCAGGCCUACCCGACGGUGUUAUUCCGGUUCGUCGUCGUGGGCAACGAGGUCUCCAGCGCCGACAUGCAGCUCCUCGUCCCGGCCAUGGAGACGUCCACGCCGCGCUCGCGGCGGCUGGUUUGGGACACAUCAAGGUGA
Oryza sativa Japonica Group (Japanese rice) is the source of this 447-nucleotide messenger RNA. The record is from RefSeq and is a predicted model, not a curated record. Lineage: Eukaryota; Viridiplantae; Streptophyta; Magnoliopsida; Poales; Poaceae.